UACAAAAGAUGAAGCUACAUUUUGUGAUUGUACUGUUGACAUUGCUUGCUACAGUGACUCAAGCUUUUUCUACAGGUUUUAGUUUGUAUUUAGGGAGAAUAGUUCAACCCAAUAACUCAAUAAUUUAUGUUUCAUUAGCCAGAUGCAAUAGCUCUAAUUCAGAUCGUUUAUGUUGUAUUACUUCAGAUGAGCAUGAAACAAUGAUUUCUAAUGGUGAUAAAGGGAUGUAUAUGUGUCAAGUGCAUAAUAAAACAUUUUUAUUGGCCAUAUAUGAAGAUCUACCAGUAUAUGAUUUGCCGCCAUUGUCACUUUCUGAUUAUUACCUGAGCCUUUUACAGAAUGAAGCUUUGUUAUAUUUUAGAGCUAAUUAUGGACCAGUCAAUAGCAUAAACUGUUCAUUUAAUGAUCAAGAAAUGCAACCGGUUCCUUUCAUACAGACAGUGGAAUCAAAUUAUUCAACUUUGAUGGAAUUGAUUGUGCCACUUAAUCAAAGUGAAUCAUGGUACAAUUGCUCAGUAUCAAGCAACAAUAUAGUGCAAUCAUCAUCCCAAUUAAAAUAUGUGAAUUCUCUCAUAUGUUCGGUUGAUACAUAUUUAAAAGCUAAUAUAACAUCAAAAGAUACAGCAGCAGAUGUUACCUGGACAACUUAUACAUAUUGCAACAGAUCUCAUACCGAUGACGAAGAUGUCUUCAAUAGUCAAGUUGGAUUUGAACUAUUUCAUAAGUUCUCAGAGGACCCAGAUUCUUAUUCACCAACGUCCUGUAUGCCAGUAUCUACAUUAACAUUAUAUUCAACACAGGCAGCUACCAUAUUCCCUACAGUUACCAUAUUCCCUAGUACUGAAACCACCUCAGCACAAGAAUCACUUUAUGCUGGAAUUGGAGUACUUGCAUUUACUAAUGUCAUCACACUAAUUGUUCUACUAUUAAGUUUGUUAUGUUUACUGAAUCAAAGAAAGAAGAAGAGAUUGAACAUAAGUGAGAGGGAACAAACAGUAUCCUUACAAAACACAUCUCCUCAAACUGAAGCAACAAGUCACAACACUGAAACUAACCUAACCAGUAACAAUAACACUAACAUUACUUCUGGUACUAACAUAUACUCCUCAGUUGAAGAUGAGGUUGAUCAUAAUCAUCAUCAUCAUCACCGCCCACCAGUAAGAGUAGCCAGUCAAUAUGAAGUACCUCUGGACUUAUUACAACAAGCACAUGUUCCUCUCCCUCCUCCUCCUCCUCUUUAUGCUACUCUUGAUGAUCAACAUGAUCUUACUCUACCCAACCCUGAGUAUAUUACUAAUACAGCAGUAACAGCACCUAAUCCUGGUUAUAUUACUAAUAUAACACCUAAGGCUAAUCCUGGGUAUAGCAGUACUGCUAUCAAAGAAGAAGGAGAAGGGGGAGAGAGAGGAGAGGGAGAGAGGAGAGAAGAAUUGGAUUACAGUUAUGCCACUGUUAAUAAGUUCCUCAAGAAACCCACUGAGGACACUGAGUAUAAUAAACUCCAGCAUGAUUAGCAUACAUAGUCUGCUUCAGACUGCUUGUGUGUACAUAUAUUGUUGAUUUUUAUUUUGUAUACAACUAAACUAUGUCCUCUUUAAUUAUCAUGACUCAGUUUUUCAAAAUAUAUU
Messenger RNA from Amphimedon queenslandica, 1628 nucleotides. RefSeq lists its product as uncharacterized. The transcript has 8 exons. The record is from RefSeq and is a predicted model, not a curated record. Lineage: Eukaryota; Metazoa; Porifera; Demospongiae; Haplosclerida; Niphatidae. The coding region runs from base 9 to 1514 and encodes 501 amino acids.